Cajanus cajan (pigeon pea) is the source of this 1579-nucleotide messenger RNA. NCBI's taxonomy places the organism in Eukaryota, Viridiplantae, Streptophyta, Magnoliopsida, Fabales, Fabaceae. The record is from RefSeq and is a predicted model, not a curated record.
AGCUAGAAAAUGGCUGAGAAUACUAUUCACGUAGUUAUGCUUCCAUGGUCUGCUUUUGGCCACUUGAUACCAUUUUUCAAACUUUCCAUAGCCUUAGCCAAAGCUGGUGUUCGUGUCUCCUUCAUAUCAACUCCCAAAAACAUUCAAAGGCUUCCCAAACUUCCUUCAACUUUAUCUCAUUUGGUUGAAUUGGUACAACUUCCUUUGCCAUCAUUAGACAAAGAGCUCUUGCCAGAAGGUGCUGAGGCCACAGUGGACAUUCCAUUUGAACAAAUUCAGUACUUAAAGGUUGCAUAUGACCAACUGCAGCAUGCGGUGAAGCAAUUUGUGGCAAAACAGUUGCCAGAUUGGAUAAUCUGUGAUUUUAGUCCCCACUGGAUGAAAGACAUUGCUCAUGAGUUUCAGGUAAAGCUAUUGUACUUUAAUGUUUUAUCUGCUCCAGCGGUGACAUUCUUUGGACAACCAGGUACAAGGAAAACUCCCAUUUCACCAGAAAGUCUAAUAGCAUCACCAGAGUGGGUGACAUUUCCAUCUUCAGUGGCUUUUCGAAGGCACGAGGCAAAAGCUAUUUAUGCUGAUGCCAACAAAAAAAAUGCUUCCGGGAUAAGUGACUUGGAAAGGUUUUCCAAGGUAAUCAUUUCCUCUGAAGCUGUAUUAUUUCGCAGCUGCUAUGAGAUUGAAGGAGAAUAUCUGAAUGCAUUCCAACAACUAGUUGGGAAGCCUGUGAUUCCCAUAGGUUUAUUGCCCAUAGAAAGGGCAGAGAGAGAGAGAGGAAUUGUUGAUGAGUGUAGUGGUGAUAUAUUUGAGUGGCUUGAUAAGCAAGCAUCCAAAUCAGUUGUAUUUGUGGGGUUUGGUAGUGAGUCCAACCUGAGCAAGGAUCAAGUUUUUGAGAUAGCUUAUGGACUUGAGGAGUCUCAAUUGCCAUUUUUAUGGGCAUUAAGAAAACCAAGUUGGGCAAGCACUGAUCAGGAUUCUGUACCUUAUGAUUUUCAUGGAAGGACAUGUAAUAGAGGAAUUGUUUGCAAGGGAUGGAUACCACAAGAAGAAAUAUUGGCACAUCCAUCUAUUGGGGGGUCUUUGAUUCACUCUGGCUGGGGCUCUGUCAUUGAAACCUUGCAGUUUGGUCUCAGCCUAGUUGUAUUACCCUUCAUUAUAGAUCAACCUCUUAAUGCAAGGUUUUUGGUGGAUAAGGGUUUAGCUAUUGAAGUGAACAGAAACGAAGAUGGGUCGUUCACUAGAAAUGACAUUGCUAUGUCUCUUAGACAAGCUAUGGUGUUGGAGGAAGGAAAGAAGAUCAGAAUUAAUGCAGGAGAAGCUGCUGCAAUUGUAGGAAACUUGAAGCUGCACCAGGAUCAUUACAUAGCUGCAUUUGUUCAGUUUCUUAAGGAUGGAAUCUGGAUAUAAAUAUGAAGUUGAAGAGUUGGGAAAAGUAAUCUGUGUUGUGUUGUGUGGCAAUGUUUCAUGCUUGUAGUUUAAGUUUUACUGUUUCAUGUUUUAACAUUCUCUUUAUAAAAAAAUCUGUGUAUCACUGUUCUGUUUUAACAAUUUGAACAAUCAUUUUAUGUAAAACGAAUUACUU